GUUGUUAAGGGAGAGACCACAAAAAUCCCAGUGAGGUCAGUCACACACACACACACACACACACACACCCCAACCGAGCUCCAGUUUACAUCACAUGGGGAGAAGAGCUGACGGAACACGGAGGAGCUGAGGCGGACACUGGAGUGUUUGGGACACAGCUGUGAAGAUAAGGACAGAGCGGUGUCCGUGGAUUAAUUUUGUGUUUUUAAUGCUGCCCACCGGACACUUUUUCGCUUCAGGAUUUUUUCGGCUGCGAUGUUUCACGACCUAACGGCAGGAUUAGACACCUUCUCUCUCUGUGGAGUGUUCUUCAUCCCUGCUGGGGUCCUGUCUUUGGUUUGAGAACGGAGCUGAUCUGAAGGACACUAGGCACCAGGCCCGAGGGCCACUGGAUCAUAAAGGCAUGCUUGCUGCCAUGCUGCGCCAAAGUUCUGGCGGAGGAUCGGGCGGUGGUGGUGGUGGUGGAACCAAACUCUCUCUGGGUAUUUCCCGACUCUCCAGCUCCAGCAUGAGUUCAGCAGGACCUGCCAGGGCCUCCAAGAGUGGUUCGGUGAGCUUGGACAACCCAGACGUCCUCGCCUCCGACCCAAACUACAUCAUGCAGCUGGUCAGUGACGUGCGCAAGUUUGCUGACGUGCUUCUGCAACUCAAAGAGGUGUUCAACUCCAAAGAGCACCAGGACUGUCUUCACCACGCGGUCCACGAACGUCUCGGUGAGCUGCUACGAGUCCUGAAGGCCAUUAUCAGCAAACACCAGAGCCUCAACUCAGUGGAUAUCCUCAGUACAGCUGGAACCGUCAUCGCCACGGUCAAAGGAGUGAACUUUAAGGAGGUGAACGAAGACAACAAACAUAAGCAUUUCGGAGAGAUCUACGCCGCUAUCGACACAUUGGCAUUCACCUUUGGCAAUGUAGUGUCUGACUUCCUUAUGGGAGAUGUAGAGAAUGGAUCAGUGUUGGGGCUCCCCCUGACUAAGAGAAGCAGGUCUUUUGAGAACCUCUCUGUGGAAUCUGGAGGAUCCGGUCUUGAGAAAGAUGAUCCGCCAGAGUCUUCUCCACCAGUUCGGGCCGAAGAGGUUGACAGGACACUGCAGCGGCAGGACAGCGGAGUGGAGUCAGCACUGGCCUACGCCAAGGCGUGGUCCAAGUAUACCAAAGAGCUGCUGGCAUGGGUGGAGAAGCGUCUCAAUAUGGAUAUUGAGUGUGCAAAGAGUUACGCCAAGAUGGCUGAGACUGCUAAGACGCUUGCUAGUCAACAGGAAUUCAUGCCUUUCCGUGAGAUCUACAUGACAGCUUUCAAAAAUGACAUCGAGUAUAGCCAGCUGAUUCUUCAAACUGCAGCAAUACUCCAAAGCAACAAAUUCAUGCAGCCUCUCCUGGCCAGAAAAAAUGAGCUGGACAAACUGCGAAAAGAGGUCAAGGAGCAGUGGCAGAGAGAGCAAAAGAAAAUGCACGAAGCAGACACGGCUCUGAGGAAGGCCCGGCUCCUGCAGACCCAGCGACAGGAUGAAUACGAGAAGGCCAAGGUGUCGACGAGUCGGUUGGAGGAGGAGCAGACUGGAGGGGGAGGGGGAGCGGCAGCAGCAAAACAGCUAGAAAAAAGGCGUAGGCUGGAGGAGGAGGCGCUGCAGAAGGCCGAGGAGGCCAAAGAUCACUGCAAAGCUUGUCAGGUUGAUGUGGGGGUGAAGAGAGUCGAACUGGUCAACACCAAGAAUGAGAUCAUCACUCAGAUCCGAGAGAUGGUCUCCCAGUGUGACCUCACCCUCAAGGCUGUGACCGUCAACUGGUUCCAGCUUCAGCAGGCCCAGGUUGUGUCUCUACCUGUCAACCACCAGACUCUGUGUGAAAAUGCCAAGCUGUACGAGCCUGGCCAGCGCUACAUCGACUUUGUCAGGAGUUUACCUACGGAUGCGCCUCGACUUGAGUGUCACUCGUUGGAUUCACCUGUCACACAAAACACAGGGAUGCCUUUCAAUAAGCGCUCACUGAGUGGCAGCCACUCCUCCCACAGUAACCUGUCACAGGCAUCUGUGACCUCUGACCUCCUUGUUGGAGAUGAUGUGGACAGCCCCAUCAACUCCCAACACCCCAAGAUUGCUGAAAGACGCUCCAACGGUAGCACUGACAUCCAAGCACUUAAAAUUCAGGCGCCAUUUCGUCCCUGGACCUCGGCCAAUCAGGGUGGAGGGAUGUGCAGUGAUUCGGAAAGUGCUGGAGGGAGCAGUGAGUCCCGGUCCAUGGACUCGCCGACUGCAAGCCCAGGAGACUUCAAGAGGAGAUUACCCAGAACCCCCUCCACUGGUACCAUGUCGUCUGCUGAUGACUUGGAUGAGAGAGAGCCUCCCUCGCCUUCUGAUAAUGGUUUAAAUGAAAUGGUAAUCGAAACGGCGAGCUCUCCAGGACCCUUUAGAAACACUCAGAUGUCUAAGGCGGCCCAAACCCACAAGCUGAGAAAGCUUCGAGCACCCUCCAAGUGUCGUGAGUGUGACAGCCUGGUGGUGUUUCAUGGAGCGGAGUGUGAGGAGUGUUCCUUGGCGUGCCAUAAAAAGUGUCUGGAAACUCUGGCUAUCCAGUGUGGCCAUAAGAAGCUCCAGGGAAGGCUUCACCUAUUUGGCAUUGACUUCACACAGUCAGCUAAGAACAGCCAGGAUGGCAUACCUUUCAUCAUACGGAAGUGCACGUCGGAAAUUGAGAAUAGAGCCCUCAGCAUCAAGGGGAUCUACCGUGUGAAUGGUGCCAAGUCUCGAGUAGAGAAGCUGUGCCAGGCAUUUGAGAACGGCAAGGACCUGGUGGAGCUUUCUGAUCUUUCUCCCCACGACAUUAGCAAUGUACUCAAACUCUACCUGAGACAGCUUCCAGAGCCACUCAUCCUCUUCCGCUAUUAUAACGACUUUAUUGGUUUGGCCAAGGAGAGCCAGAGUAUCAUUGUGGAGGAACUCGAAGCACAGAGAGUUAAUCCCACCACUGCGACCCCUGCGCAGGUUAGCGUCGAGCUCAAUCGAGUCCUGUUCAAGAUCAAGGAUCUGCUAAGACAGCUCCCACCAGCUAAUUACAAGACACUGCAGUUCCUCAUAGAGCAUCUUCACCGGGUGACGGAGCAAUCAGAGGAGAACAAGAUGACAGCCAGCAACCUGGGGAUCAUCUUUGGCCCAACGCUGAUCAAGCCAAGGCAGGCCGAUGCUGAAGUUUCUCUUUCUUCUCUGGUGGAUUACCCCUAUCAGGCGCUCAUUGUGGAGCUCCUGAUCAGACAUUACCAGAUGGUCUUUGACACACCUCUGAGUCCUGUAAGUGGCACCUCGCCCACAGAGGUUGAUGCCCAGACCCGCACUAAUACUCGCCUUACGCAACAGGACAAAGAGCAGCAGCUGAUCAGGCACUCCAAGUCACUGGGAGACAUUAAAGAGUCGAGCUCAAAAGUGUUUAAAAGGCAUUCGUCCAUAAUUCCUUCUUCACACUUAUUGACUGAGGUUCAGGAGAGGAUGCCAAGCCUUGAUGGAAGCAAUUUUGAACCUGCUGAUGAAACUGAUUCAGAGACUCUCAGUUUGUCGUCAAGUGUCCCUGAAGUCGCAAAAUCUGGGGAGAGAGGCCUGUGUCGUUCUCAUCAUAUCACAGUCACCAGGGUUCAGCUUCGACACCCUCGCAACAAGCUUUCAUCACGGCCGUUUAGCAUGCCGGCCGAACGGAUACUUAACCGAAGCCAAAUAGACGAGAAUAACUCCCGGAACGCCACUGACCAAGAUGACAGGAAGGGAAGCGGUUGCGACCAGUCCAUCGAAGAAGUGGACGAGACUGAGAAUACAAAAACAAGAGCGGCCACACAUUUCCGGAGUACCUUUAUCGACACCCAGACAUUACGCAGAACUUGGGAUAAACAGUACAAACAUGAAGUUGCCUCAAGAACUGUCAAAAUUGGGGCCAGCUCAUCCACAGAGAGUGCAGCAGUGGAAGCAAACAGCUUGUCAACCUCUGUGCCAUCAACCCUCUCCCUUGGAACUACUUACACAGUCGCAGUGCGACCCAACAGGACUAUAAAAAGGGAAGAUAAUGUCACAAAGUAUAGCCCCAUUGCAACAACUUUCAGAGCCCCCAGAACUCUUCAGCCUCCCCCAGGAACCUUCUAUAAGCCCCCAUCGGGAAGCAAAGCUAAAGUCCUGCAGAACUGUGCACAAGCUAACAGUGCUGAGGAAGAAGAUGAAGAGGAGGAUGAUGAGGAGGAGGAUGAGGAGGGGGAAAUAGGCAUUGAGAUAGAGGUGUCUGUAGAUGAGCCCCUUGAGGAGGACGUUGAGAUUGAACAGACAGCCAUAUCUCAGUCUCCCAGCUGUAGCCCUGAGGAAAUGGACCAAAACCAGGCAAAACCAGUGUACCAGAGACUAAGACCCAGGCGUCUUCCAGAGGUGGAACACAGAGAGGCACAUUUUGUUUAAGCCACUAAAAGACAUUGCUGUUAGAGCUCCGAGAAUCACAAUGUGUGUCACGUUAGGAGGAACACACAGAAACAUCUGCAUUGACUCUGUAGAGAAAAUGAGCAGAUGUAUGACUGGCACUGUGUGUAGAUUUAUUGUAAGUAUUAUGAUAUCUUUCAUCCUCAAAAGAAAAAAAAUGCACUUAUAAUGCUGUAAAUUUUGAUUCACAAAUCAUACAUUUGCCAAUCACUUGCUCAGUAUACUCUGGCACACAGCCAGGAUAUUUAUAAUUUUUUGGAUCUGUGCAAUUUAUUUUUGUUUGAAUAUUUUGUGUAAAAUUCUUACAGGUUCACGUAUGUAUGUUUCUAUACCAAAAAAGCCCUCGAGGCGUAACAAUACUACAUACAGUCAUGGAGAUAUGUGGUGCACUUACCUGAUAACGCUCUUUCACCAUCAGCCUUCUGCCUGCACCGUUGAAGAGUGUUUUAAGCUGUUACAUGUAGUUUGUAAUUAAAAACGUUGCUAAUAUUUUUUUGUAUGAAGCAAUUUAACAACAUCUGUUACGUGAUGUACAGGAUGUCUGUAUUUGCAUUUGGUCAUGUAAUGAAGCAUCACUUACAAAGGGUAUAAAUCCACUCGUUUUUGUACUGCGUGGUGUUAAAUGUGUCUGAAAAGCUUUUAGAAAUGCUACAGGAUUCUGACAUGGCAUUAUUCUUCUUAAUUUUAAUAUAUGUACAUUUUUUUUAAUAGCCAAAGCUUUUUUUCUUUGUUUUUUUUUUGUUUGUUUUGUUUUUUUUUACAAAUUGAGUAGUUUUAUCAAUAACCUGAAUCUUAUGCUUUCUUUGUAAGUAAUGGGAAGUGCAUCAUUUAUUUAAAUGGUAUCUGUUUUUCAUGGUAAUGUACAAGCCUGGCACAGUGUUGAAAGUUCAGUGUAAGAAAACAGGUACAUAAAACAAACACCCUUUUGUAACUUAUUAAAAUAUAUCUGACAACUUA
Messenger RNA from Oreochromis aureus, 5398 nucleotides. It is a transcript of the gene arhgap29a, whose product is annotated as Rho GTPase activating protein 29a. Lineage: Eukaryota; Metazoa; Chordata; Actinopteri; Cichliformes; Cichlidae. Gene Ontology annotation, molecular function: GTPase activator activity. Bases 404 to 4423 code for a protein of 1339 amino acids. Gene Ontology annotation, cellular component: cytoplasm. Gene Ontology annotation, biological process: activation of GTPase activity; signal transduction. The transcript is spliced from 23 exons. The record is from RefSeq and is a predicted model, not a curated record.